AUGUCACAGAAAGAUAUUUGUCCACAUAACAAAAUUAAUGACCAAAACUAUUGUGUUGAUUGUUAUCAGUUGAUUGAAGAUGUUGAUGAUUAUAUUAGAACUUCAGGUGGAUAUGGUAUAACAAAAAGUUAUGCAGAAGAACAAAAAAGGAGUGUUUCAGAAAAACUUUUAAAAGAAAAGAAACUUUCAUUGAUUUUAGAUCUUGAUGGCACAAUUGUUUUUACAAAUCCUGAAUUAUGUAUACCGUUAGAAAGUGAAGAAGAAUCAAUAACACCUGAACAAGGAUUUUAUUUUGAAAUACCUGAACAAAAUGCAAAAGUAUUAAUUCGAUUUAGAGAUGGGAUAGUUACAUUUAUGGAAAAGGUAUCAAAGUUGUAUGAUAUUCAUGUAGUUACAUUAGGUCAAAAAGAAUAUGCUUUUGCUAUUGUAAAUGCCAUUAAUAAACUUAGGGAUGUUCCAUUUAUUACUGGUGAUUUAGUUACUGCAGAAGAUUGUUCUUCUGUGAUUGUUUGUGAUGAAAAAGAUACAAAUGAUGGAUUAAUUGAUCGAGAAGAAACUAAUGAAAGAAGAAGUGUUAAAAGAAGUAUUCCAACUAUGGGAAAAGAAGAGAUGCAAGUAAUUGUUGAUGAUAGAAUUGAUGUUUGGGAUAAUAAAAAUGUAGUUCAAAUUUGUGAAUAUGUUCCUUCGACCAAUCAAGUUGAUACUGAAUUAGUAAGAGUAACAGAAGUAUUACAAAAUAUUUACACUAAAUUUUAUGAUGAACAUAUAGAAGAUGUUAAAGAAAUUUUACACUUAUUUAGAAAAAAGAUAUUAGAAAAUAAAAACCUUUACUUUAAUAGACCUAACUUUAGUAAAAUGGAAAAUGGUUUAUUAACUCAAAUGAUAUGGAAAGAGAUAUUAAGAAAUUCAGUCAUGAUGGGUGCUAAUAUUCAAAAGUUCGUUUAUUUAGAUGGACCGAAUAAAACAGAUUUUAUUAUUGAUGCUAAACCAAUGGAAAAUAUUAUUGCUGUAAAACGUGAGUACUUAAUAUAUUCUUGGAUUUUUAUAAAUACAUUAGAUGAAAAACCGUUUGAGAUUAGUUCAGAAAGUACAGAAUAUAAAGAGCUUAGUAUUGAUUGUGUUUAUGAUCAGACAAAACAUAGUUCUGUCUUAGAUGAUGAUCCACAAAUAAAAAGGGAAUUAGAUGAUGAAAGUAGUGAAGAUUAUAGUUCAAAUGAAGAUGAUAAUGACCCCGAAUAUUUAGCUAAUCUUGAAUUAUUCAAACAAGUAAUGGGAAAAAUGAAAUAA
This is a messenger RNA of Entamoeba nuttalli P19, 1287 nucleotides long. RefSeq names its product NLI interacting factor family phosphatase domain containing protein. The record is from RefSeq and is a predicted model, not a curated record. The coding region runs from base 1 to 1287 and encodes 428 amino acids. Gene Ontology annotation, molecular function: RNA polymerase II CTD heptapeptide repeat phosphatase activity. The transcript has a single exon. Lineage: Eukaryota; Evosea; Mastigamoebida; Endamoebidae.